UCUCAAGUUCAGAUUUGCGAAUAUAGUCGCAAACCAAACCACCACCAGACAAUUUUUCUUUCUUUCUUCACCAUUUAUUAAUCUAUUCUACAUUUCGUUCCAAACAGAGUAACAAGUUCAUCGGUGUACACAUUUUUUCACCUAAAAACUAUUAAAUAAAAUGGUCUCGAAAUUGUGGUGCAAGUUUAUCUGUUUACCAAUCUAUUUAUCCCUCCUCGUCCCCCACACGGAGAGUCAACAAGCCCGAAAUAGUCAAUGGUUUGAGGACACAAUCGACGAAUUUUUACGAAACGCUCAAAACAACGAUGAGGCGACGGACAUUCAAGUGUCAACGUGUAAAAUAUCGAGUCAGCAGCUCGUCGCCACGGCGCAAGCGACAGCUGCCAGGGUGUUGAAAGGAGUAUGCAAUCCGCAGGAGAUGGCGAAUCGUUUUGAAGACCUGGAACGCGACUUGGGAACUCGCCUCACAUCUUUGACAAACCUUUUGGUAAGCGUCGAGGCCAAGUUGGUGGAACAAGAGCAGGAGAUUAAGCGAAACCAUCGCCGCAUGAUGAGUGUUUUGGGCGGAAUGAAGAAAUCAGAAGUUGAAGGAGGAAGAGGUAGCUCAUCCUCUGAUAAUUCAGAGUACAGAGCGGAGGAAGUGAUCGGAGAGGGAGAGGAGAGUAUCAACAGUUCAUCCGGCUCCGAGGUGGUGGUGACGGGAUCCACUUCCUCUUCCACCACCACGAGUACCACCACCACCACCGACAGAACAAAGAGCAUUCUCCCCACCAAUCCUUACGGUGGACCCCGUUCCGAUGAAAUGAUCAAGUACAACUCGACCGUCCACAUUGAGAAUGGGCGGCGAGUCUUCUCCUACUACUGGGUCGUUCCAGGGAUGACGUACAAGCUGAGUAGUUGGGGUCAGAAGCGGGUCCUCCGAUCCAAUAGCUUUUACAUAUUCCCCCGCGGCUACCGUAUGUACCUCAAGAUCAUUCCACGCUACUCCACCAGCACGAUGUACAUCCACGUCGGGAUCACGCGGGGAGACUAUGAUGAGACUUUGGAAUGGCCAUUCUCCUACAAGAUGAGAGUUCAAGUGCUCGACCAGAAUGAAUCUAAAUCAAGAGCUCAGGAUUUGAAAUCAAGAAUAUGGGACCCAAAGGAGUUGUGUUCAGCCACAAACUGGCGCAAACCUCUGAGCGCGGAUAACGACGAAUGCGUCGGGCUAGGCUUCCCACAUGAUGUGAUUCAGACGCCGGACUACAUCUGGAAUGAUAGGAUCGCAGUCAAACUCACGGUCCACUUGGAUUAACGAAUUGACGAGGAGACGUGGCCCAUUUUAAAAUAAAUUCCUCUCCUAAAUUGGCCACCUCAUUUUUUAGAGACGACGGACGCCUAACACAGCACUUGACCUAAUUGUUCUUCUUCUACUUGUCCUCCUUUUUGCCUACUUUUAUACGUAUCGUAUAAUAUUUUAUUUCUCUCCCUCCCUUUACGAGACUGGAUCGAGUUGGUGGACAGCGGCGACGGUGGAGAGGAUUCAUGCCACCUAUUGUUUUUGAUGAUGAUUUCCUUUAAGAGCAAGCUUGUACGAAUUCCUCUGAUUCGAAUGAGUAAUAAAUUAUCACCCAUUUUGUCAUA
Messenger RNA from Folsomia candida, 1623 nucleotides. RefSeq lists its product as uncharacterized. The coding region runs from base 161 to 1294 and encodes 377 amino acids. The transcript is spliced from 3 exons. The record is from RefSeq and is a predicted model, not a curated record. Gene Ontology annotation, molecular function: protein binding. Lineage: Eukaryota; Metazoa; Arthropoda; Collembola; Entomobryomorpha; Isotomidae.